GCUCGUCGGCUUUCGUGUUAACUCCCCUAUUCAACGGCCCUUGUAUACACUCUUGUCGCGUGCAACAGUAUAAGGCCAAAAACCAAAACAAAGUGUGCACUGGAUUAUGAGAAUUCAGCCACGCCUCAGCAGUUCUCGUUAGCCACGCAGCAGUGAAGUCUCGUCCCUGCUCGCGAUGAGGGACCCAGGUGACAAGGGUGAAGGCCCAAGCCGACCUCGCACGCCGGUGUUGUCGCAUUCCCACCCUCUCUCAGGAGACCUCACUGAACCAAUCUCGCCGACUGGUAGUGUCCGUAGGUUCCCCGCCCGGGCACCGGAUCAAGAUCUCAGCGGGAGCCCAAGGACAAAGCUCAGAUCUCAGCCUCACUCUUGCGAUGGUCGGGGCUCGUUCGGUGUACCGAACAGCGACCGCAGGCAUGAACUGCCGCUUCAUAUCUCGCCGCUGUCACGAAACAAGGCACCGACCGACGCAGAGAACGCAAGUGGUAUCGCCAGGAGACGCAGAAAAGCCAAUGUCUCAAGAGCUGAUGAUGGCGACAAUACUUCAUUAUAUCCGCCGUCAUUCGCCGAGUCGCAGUUUGCUACAAUUGUCCGUCGGCAGCGCAAAAGACGCAUUUUCUCACCGAUGGAACACUCUCUUGAACAAGGUCGGACGGCAAGCGAACCACCGCCAGAAGUAGAAGGUUGCGGCUUGAAGUUCAGAAGUGAUGAAAACAGGCCGGCUCUGGAGGCAGAAACAUCAAUCGCUGCGAACGGUCUUGACGGUGCUCAACAUCAGGAGCUCAAGAUCGCUCGCAAUGGCUCUGGGCCUGAUGAUAUGGGCCGGAAAGCAUGGGAAUUCGCGGGUUGGGGUAGCAUGAGUCUGCUAGAGUUAUCCCCCAGCAGUUAUCAACUAGCCAGGGAAGCCAUCAAUCGUCGUCCCAAACGCGAUCUGGGGCAAUGGCGUGCAGCAGCCAUUGCGGGCAACGCGAUCACAGGAAGCGUCUUUUAUUCACUCCCAGCAGUCCUUGGCGUUGCUGGUGUCUACGCUCCUAUCUCACUUCUCAUCGCAUGCGCUUUGAUCGGGCCUUUCCGGCCACUCAUGCUGGAGCUGACUUCUGCACUAGGCGCAAAUGACAGCGUCAACUAUUCUUAUUUUUGCAAUAUUUCGCCUCGAUCGCUCGCUUUGAUAGCGGCGGCCAUCACCGCGCUGGAUGCGCUUGCCACAGGUGCCGUCUCUGCAAGUACGGCGGCAUCUUAUCUGAGCGCAGAGACAGCCGGAAAGGUCGGAGACACUGGCUGGACCAUCCUCUUGCUUUUAGCCCUGGCUGUUAUCGCUCUUCUGGGCCUGCGAGACAGUUCCAGCGUAGCGCUAGGGAUGAUGGCGUUUCAUCUCACCACCAUGGGCAUUCUCAUCAUCGCGGGUAUUUCUUUCUGGGCGACAGAAGGCUCAGCCAUCCUCAUCAGCAACUGGUACAACGCAGACUCAUUGCUGAACGGAAGAAGCGUGCUGAAGGCUGUCGUCUUUGGCGUCGCCAUUGGUUUUGUAGGCCUAACGGGGUUCGAAUGCGCGCCGUCGUACGUCACGCGCGUCAAGGAAGGGCAAUUCGGAAAAGCACUUCUCUGGUUGCAAAUCACAGUCUUGGUGACAGAAGCCCCUUUGAUGCUGCUUUGCCUGGUCGCCAUUCCUACUUCAACUUUUACAUCUAAUGGUGAUAAAUCAGCCAACAUUCUGGCUUUGCUUGGCGACGCUGCGGGGAAGGGGUCGCCAUGGCUCAAGGUUCUCGUCGUAAUUGAUGCUGUCGUCGUGUUGUGUGGGGGCAUCAUCACCGGGAUCGUCUCCUUCGGAGGCUUGGUAGAAGCACUUGCAAGAGAUAUGAUACUCCCCGCCUUCAUUCUUCGCCAAGUCCCCAAGACUGGUGCUGCUGGAUUCAGUAUUAGCGCUUAUCUAGUCCUCGCAAUAAUUUUGUGUGCAACAUCAGAAUUCAGCCUGUCGACACUGUCUUCCAUCUUGAGCUUGAGUUUCCUGGUCGUAAUGUCUCUCUUUGCGGUUGCCAUUCUCUUGAUCAAGCACAACCGUCCGACACUGCCGCGAAAGCCAGUCAACGGCCUGCUUCUUACUUUGGCCGCGCUGGGCAUCGGCAUCGUCGCAAUUGCUCUCAACAUUGCGCUCGGCCCCUUUGCUCUUCUGCUGUAUGCCAUUUACGCUGUCGUCUGUCUCGGCGCGCUUUGGCUGAUCAGCAGCAAGGUCAGCAUCGCCAAGCUGCUUUACUGGACCAUCGACCAGAAUCGCACCGAUUGGCUCGCGAAACGCAUGCAUGCUAGCGCCGGCAAGAAUCUCAUCGCCUGGAUCCGAAAUGAGCGCAAACAUCCGGUGGUCUAUUUCACGAAGACGGACGUGAGUAAUUUGGCAAGACUGGAAGGACAAACGAACGACAAGUCGAACCUGAUUACCUGCUUGUGCGUCCGUAGGAGUUGAGCGUCUUGAUCGAUGUGCUCAGCUAUGUUCGCAAUGUGAGUGCGUGCGAUGUGUACCGCAGGUUUACUCGAUCUCUGACAGUCGAUGAGGGCUUCUCCUAGAACGACCACACUUCACGAGUUUUUGUGGUGCACUGCUUCGAGUCCAUUGAGAGCAUA
Messenger RNA from Tilletiaria anomala UBC 951, 2616 nucleotides. RefSeq lists its product as uncharacterized. The coding region runs from base 176 to 2458 and encodes 760 amino acids. The transcript has 4 exons. Gene Ontology annotation, cellular component: plasma membrane. NCBI's taxonomy places the organism in Eukaryota, Fungi, Basidiomycota, Exobasidiomycetes, Georgefischeriales, Tilletiariaceae. The record is from RefSeq and is a predicted model, not a curated record. Gene Ontology annotation, molecular function: amino acid transmembrane transporter activity. Gene Ontology annotation, biological process: amino acid transport; transmembrane transport.